This is a messenger RNA of Saccostrea cuccullata (small rock oyster), 857 nucleotides long. RefSeq names its product lectin BRA-2-like. The record is from RefSeq and is a predicted model, not a curated record. NCBI's taxonomy places the organism in Eukaryota, Metazoa, Mollusca, Bivalvia, Ostreida, Ostreidae. The coding region runs from base 1 to 759 and encodes 252 amino acids. The transcript is spliced from 7 exons.
AUGGGAGAAGAAACAGCGAGACACGAUUAUCGAGAGGAGGAGAAACAACCGAGAGAUUUAGCUCGCUCUGUAACCUUGUGCAUAUUUCUCAAAAAGAUUUCAUACACACUCCUUGUCAUUGCUCUUAUCUUGGGAUUGGUCGCUUUGACAACGUUGUUUAUACUUGAGAAGAACAAAGUCGAAGAUCAACAGCAUUCCUUACAACAUCAACUAAAUUUCCAAGAAAAGGAGAAAAAAUGGACUGAACAACAAUUAUCUCUACGGUUGCAAGUGAGCAAUUUACAAGAAAAAUACGACAACAUCUCAGAAGAAAAUCAAGUCCUCAAAGAAGAAUUAUCUGGCUUACAAGAAAAACUUGGAAACUUAACUGGUUGCCCCGAUUAUUGGUUUCCUCUAGAAAAUAACUGCUAUUUAUUUUCUAAUGCCACUGCAACAUUUAGUGAAGCACAACAUGUUUGUGCUAGAGACAGCGCUUACAUCCUUGAAGAUUUAAGCCCAGAGGAAAAGUCUUUUACAAAGUCGAGAGUUUUUACCUUCAUGUGGAUUGGCGUGACAGAUAAUCUGAAAGAAGGAGUCUAUGUCUAUGAGUCUACGGGAUCCAGAGUGACCAAUGGCGAUUGGGUCAAAGGUCAACCACAAGGAGGAAGAAAUGAAAACUGUGCAGUAGCUUUGAAAGAUAGCAAUUGGCAGUGGCAUGAUUAUCCAUGUAGUCAUAAGUUUGAUUAUGUCUGCAAGAAAAGUAAAGAAGGAUUAGUGUAAUUGCUGACAAAUCUGUAAACAAACUAAGGAAUGUUAAUUUUGAUGUCAUCAUGACAUAAUGAAUUUCUUUUCUCCAUAUUAUCCUUAUCAAAAACAUG